AUGUUAUCUCCACAAACUCUCUUCCAACAUUACAGAAUUUUCAAAACAAAACUCAAGAUGGAGUUGAAUGAUGUUGCGAGUAUUGCGAAAGUAGAAAAGGAUGAUCCAGGUCCAUCUCCAGAAACCGAAAUCGACAAUCCAUACAGGUAUAUUUUUGCGACGGAGGAGCCAGUAUUCCAUCGAUUUCCCAAACUUCCUCAAGAGGUUCGUGAUAUGAUUUGGGAUUACGCUGUCGACCAUAACUCCACUUCUGAGGUUGUCUCUUUCUCGCCUACUUUUUUCAACUCCCCUCUCCUCUCUCAAGUGUGCCAAGAAUCAAGAGCGGCCUGUUUCAGGAGAUACUCUAUUUUAAGACAUCCAGGUGGAUCUGGCACGGUCGAGUUGGCUCUGUGUUACAAGGAAUUUGACAUGUACGCAUGGAUCGACUAUGAGCGUGAUGGUAUUGACGAAAUGACAUUCUGGGGAUUUAUAAAGGAUUCUGUUGACAUAUGGAAAAGAAUCACUGAAAUCUGCCCAAAAAUGACGCAUUUGAAAAUAGUCGAAGGGGGUGACAAAUCAAUUCGGCAGAAAAUACCUCAUAAGCGCUGCUUACAGCGCAUAACAAUGGGCCAAUUGUGCCGAGGCCGUCUUCUCAGUUACAUUCUUUCCGAUAUGGAAAGGUAUACUGCUAAUCAUGGCCCAUUGACUUAUGAGGUCGAAUUUGUGAAGCCCGCUCCCGACCCGAAAUUAGAGAGGAAGAUCAAGAAGCACCAGAAACAAGAAGAAGAAGAGGAAGCCUUGAGAGAAGUGAUGUAUGGGCCGAUUGAAUGGUUCGAAAAUGCAUACGAGCAGGAAUUGAACGAGGCAAAGGCGUUUGAAGAAUGGCGGGUGGAGAUGUGGAUGGAGAAAAUUAACGCAAGAUUAAAGCAAGAGGCUGCAGAGGAGGUUUUAGCUCAGUGGGAAAGAGAGGAAAAUCUCAAAUAG
Molecule: messenger RNA, 963 nt
Organism: Botrytis porri
Lineage: Eukaryota; Fungi; Ascomycota; Leotiomycetes; Helotiales; Sclerotiniaceae
Exons: 3
Coding region: 1-963 (320 amino acids)
Source: RefSeq, a predicted model, not a curated record